This is a messenger RNA of Liolophura sinensis, 3807 nucleotides long. RefSeq names its product cytosolic phospholipase A2-like. NCBI's taxonomy places the organism in Eukaryota, Metazoa, Mollusca, Polyplacophora, Chitonida, Chitonidae. Bases 241 to 2436 code for a protein of 731 amino acids. The transcript has 15 exons. Gene Ontology annotation, molecular function: calcium ion binding; calcium-dependent phospholipid binding. Gene Ontology annotation, biological process: glycerophospholipid catabolic process. The record is from RefSeq and is a predicted model, not a curated record. Gene Ontology annotation, cellular component: cytosol.
GUCGAACACAGACCGUGUCUGCUUCUCCAUGUUAAAGUGCUAAGGGGACGAAAUGUUACAAAAGGAUGGGCGGCCGACUUAUUGGACACACCGGAUCCAUACGUGGAACUACGCAUUCGAUCAGCCCCGAAUGGAAAAAGGCGAACAGUUACCAUUGAUAACGAGCCAAAUCCUGUGUGGGACGAGACUUUUGUGUUUCUUCUGGACCAGAGUUUAAAAAAUAUUUUACAAAUCAGCCUGAUGGAAGAUAACUAUGUUAUGGACUCUACGAUUGGCUGCUGUUAUUUUGACGUCAAAGACCUCGUGAUGAAUAAAUGGACGAAUAAAACCUUCAUGUUUAAUGAGGUGUCCGAAGUUGAUCUGAAGUUCAUGAUUGAGCUUGACCCUAAGCCGACGUUACGGUACAGUCUGUGCUUAUGUCAAGAGGAAAAAGACUUUUUGUCCGUCCGGAAAACACAUGCGAUGAAAGCGAUGAGACAACUUCUAGGGUUUGAGGGACCGAGGAACAUUACUGAGGUGCCCACCGUGGCGGUGAUUGGAUCCGGGGGAGGUUUCCGAGCUAUGGUCGGUAUGAGUGGUGUCAUCAAAGCUCUCUCAGACACAGGUGUUCUUGAUUGUUCUACCUAUGUGGCCGGUCUGUCAGGAUCUUCCUGGUUUUUAUCCACACUCUACUCUCAUCCAAAAUGGCCGAACGUGUCGCCAGAGGAAGUCCAGAAUGAGCUGAAACAGAACAUUGACUCUAGUUUGUUAUGGCUGUUAAAGCCCCAGAGUGUAUGUCGGUAUGUGGACCGAAUCAUGGAGAAAAGGCGACAAGGCCAGCCUGUCAGCUUCACCGACUUCUUCGGACACUUGGUGGGAGAAACUCUGUUGAAGGACAGAUUGGACAGCAAGUUGACCGACCAGCAGCAUAAAAUCCAAGAUGGCGACGUGCCAAUGCCGUUGUACACGUGUGUUCACGUCAAAAAGGACGUGUCAGCCAGAUCUUUUCAAGAAUGGGUGGAAUUUACACCUUUCGAAAUCGGUAUGCCCAAAUAUGGAACGUACAUGAAAACGAAUUUGUUCGGAAGUAAAUUCUUCAUGGGGAAAUUAUGUAAGCAGUUUGAGGAACCUCCUCUUCAUUUUCUGCAAGGUAUCUGGGGAAGUGCCUUUUGUAUCCUGUUCAACAGACUACUUGAGGAUAACCGGAAGUUAGAUCCAGUAGAAAUGAUUCGACAGGAAAUGGAGAAACAGUUGGAAAAUGGAACCGACGAUAAUGACGCAAGCAAUGACGACAGCGAUUCCGAGGACACUGACGAGAACGUUAAUAGUGAUGACGAAGAUGACGUAUCAACCAAGCCACCUCCUGCCAAAAGAGGGCGCUACGAGGCCGCCAAGCGACCACCCCUGAAACGUCAGAAAUCCAAAACGACGUCAAAGGGCGAAGGAUUUUGGUCAGGACUGAUCAAGGGUUUGGUGGAAAAUAAACGUUACGAAUUGUUGAGUACGAGAGCCGGACGCGCAGGCGUGGUACAUAACUUUAUGAGAGGUUUGUCUCUACAGGAAACCUAUCCAUUGUCGCCAUUCUCACCUGCCAAACCUUUCCGGGGACAAUCAGACGAGUUCGACGGAAUCUUCGAGAUGUACCCCACCAACAUAAAGAGAUUGUACAUGGUGGACGCUGGACUGACUUUCAACUCUCCCUACCCCCUCGUCCUGCGCCCACAGAGAGGGGUGGAUGUCAUCCUGUCAUUCGACUUCAGCGCCCGUCCCUCAGACAUGACACAACCAUUCAAGGAACUUCAAUUGGCUGAAAAAUGGGCUCGGAUAAAUCGUCUGCCCUUCCCACACAUCGACACGAGUGUGUUUGAGAAAGACGGGAUGAAGGAGUUGUACAUCUUCCGUGAUCCCAACGACCCUCACUGUCCCAUAAUACUUCACUUCGUUCUCGUGAAUCUUGACUUCCGGAAGUACAAGAAGCCAGGUGUACUUCGAAAAACCGCCAAAGAUAAAGCUUUCGCUGACUUCUCACUAUUCGACGACGCCAGCACUCCUUACUCUACGUUUAACUUUAAGUAUUCCCACGAAGCCUUUGACCGUUUAGCCCAGCUCAUGGAGUUCAAUACCCUGAAGCAUCUGAGUGACAUCAAGGAUGCCAUUGCACAUGGUGUUCAGAAGAGAAGGAACUUGCCUCUCAGGGUUCCCAUCCCAUCAACCAAAGUCAAGCUUCUGAGGAUUAAAAGUGUAGAUAAUCGUCGAAAACUUACGAACUACCUGAAAAAGGUUGAGAGUCUUUGCUCACCCACUUCUCCGAUUGAGAAUGGUUUCUUUCCGUCCUUGCCUGAAAUGGCUGAGGAGGACAGCGCUCACGAAGACCUUGAUGAGGCCGAGGCCGCUGUGUUUGUCGGACCGUCUACUUCCGCCAGACGUCCACUGAGGCGUGCGGCAAAACGGAAGUGAAGCGUCCGUCUUCAAAAGUUGGAGUUAUUUUUCUUUCAUAUUUUGUCUUCAUUUACUAAGCGAGAAGGCUUCAGCUUAAAUGAUUAGCAACCAAAUAUUUUACGAUCUGCGCAAAAUUCAGAAGAUCUGACAUGACUAGGUUUUCAUUAAUGUAUAAAUGUAAUGUAUUAAGUAAUGCUGCACGAUUUGCCUUUGAUUUUCAUGUCAUCUCAUCUGGAAAAUAUUUGAUUUUCCUGAUAAUACAAAGAAUGCUCUUCAAAACAUGUAGACUCAUUGUAACAUGGAGCAUUGGAGGUUUCCCCAUAUGGUUCACUGAAUGAUCCGGGCUGGCCAAACUUCACCGUAUGAUUGUUGAUUAAUACACUGUGUUGAGGAAUGACUGGCUCAUUUGACCAUUCAUAGUGAUAAACUCAAGUCUGUUCAUUUGUCAACUUCCAUUCAGUACAGCAAAUAUUAUGAUGCUGUUCAUUUUUAUAACUGAUCAGAAUUAAAUCUGGACGGAAUUUUGUGCAAGGCACUGUGAAACGCUCUCAGUUACUUAUUCUUGAUUUUAUUAUGCCUGUUUUGAUUUAACUUUGUCUCCAACUUGUGAAUAAUAAUUCAUUGAAGCUAUUUACCUGCAGUGGCUAAAACAAAUAUAAUAUGCACGACCACACAGUUAUACAAAGACAUCUAAGCUUGGUUUUUAAAACAUUUGGGACAUGCACGCUUUUGCAGCACAUGCGCUUCGUGUAGGUAAAUAUUCAGUGUGAUGUCAUCUAGCCUAUUUAGUGAUUAAGUAAGUCGAUUAAACAGACUUAAUUGAAGUUUUAUAUGGUUAUAGGGUAGGAUUAAAUGGAAACGUAGAGCAGGCCUAAAUAGUGAGAUCGCAGUAAAGUAAUGAAUUUACUUCAUAAUCUGUGCCAAUAUUGACAUGUCCUUAUGUUGUUCUUGUUGUUUUGUAUGUUUUUGUAAGCCUGAUAUUGUUGUGCCCCCAUCUGUUAUGCCCGUUUUGGGUAUCUACAUAUAUAUUUUAAUUUCAUUCUUUUGAUUGUUUCUUUUUCGCUGUUUUUGUUUUCGCGAGCAUUUUGAUUACUUUGCAUUUUCUAUAUUUUGUGGACCAAAGACUUGCUACAAAGGAUUAUCCAAAUAUAUUUGUUUAUGGUUUCUUCUAGUGGUGUAUUCAAUGACCAUUAAUCUCAGAAAAUUGUGGAAUAUGUGAUAAGUAUGCGCUUAUAAUGACUUCCGCUGGUUUUCGGAUCUUUUCCUUAUUUGCGCUUAUCAGCAAGAUACCUACCGUGUAUGGAGUUACAAUUUUGAGCACAAGGCUCGUUUCAUAGCAUAGCUUUUAUGUAUCCCAUUAUUUAUUUUCAACAAAAUAAAAACUUUACU